AUGCCAACAGCAAUGCCAACACCCUCUCGCCACAGCCGCUACUCCACCACUGACACCGCCACCAGCGACAACGACAAUGACAUCCCCACCCUCGACACCCAACUCCCCCCCUACGAACCCCCCCUCGCACCCCUAACAGCAAACUCCCAACACGCCCUCGCAAACCUCGCCCAAUCGCACAAACUCAAAGCCCUCCAAACACAUAUCACGCACGCAGUCGAAAAACUGGGUGACUCGGCGGCGCAGGUUAAUGAGCGAUUGACUGAUGCGAGGGAGCGGUAUACGAGGUAUAUGGCGAGGAAGCGAUCCAGAAGCCAGUAUGAGAAUGAUGGUGAGGUAGAUGACGAUGGUGGAGAUGAAGAGGAUGAAGAAGUCCAGCGCAUCAAAAGAACAGAAGAACAAGUCCACGCUAUAACCGAGAAACUCGAGUCUGAAAUGCGCGGCAUCGUCGAUACAGAAGUCAAAGCCGGUGGACUUAUCUCCAUCCUCGCAGACCUUGGCAAAGAAGCAGAAACCGCGUCGACGACUACACAGCGCCAACAACCCCGUAACACGCGGCGAAGACGAAACCCCAAUCCUGACUCCGACGAAGACGAAGACGAAGAAGACGAAGACGAAGAAGACGAAGACUACCAAGAAACCCAACAACAAGCCGUCGAACCACCCAGCCAAAAACUAACCCACCAACUCACAACCGAAACCCAAAACUGGAACACCCUCUCCCUAACCCAACGCUACUCCACAAACAACACCUACAUCGGCUUCUACCGCAUGGUCCACGACGCCAAGCACCCCGGCGACGACAUCCCCCCUCUCCCACACGCCUCAACCUGGUUCAGACACCUCGAAGAUCCAUCCACCGCCGCAGCCCCUCCACCAUCCCAGAGACCGCAAACACGCCGGCACCAAUCCACACCGGCUGAGGAUGAUGAAGAUAUUGCUAUUGAAAGCGAGCGUGUUUCGCUGAAGUGUCCGUUGACGCUGCUUACUUUCCAAGAACCGUUGACGUCGAGGAAGUGCCCGCAUAGUUUUGAGAAGCAGGCGAUUAUGGAUAUGGUUGCGCAUAGUCCGAUGAUGGUGCCGGGUGAUGGUGGGGAUCGGAGGAAUCGCGUCCGUGCGGUCAAGUGUCCGGUUUGUUCGGUUGUACUGACGCAGGAGGAUUUGAAGAGGGAUGCGGUUUUGGAGAGAAGGGUUAGGAGGAUGCAGAGACAGCAGGAGGAGGAGGAUGAAGAUGAGGAUGAGGACGAGGAUCGGGGAGAAGGCAAUCGGAGGAAGAGAAGCAGGGCUCAGCGAAAAUCCGGCAUUACGGUUGCUAGUGACGAUGAAGAUGAUGAUGACGAUGAUGAUGAUGAAGAAGUAGAAGAAGAAGAAGAAGCGCAGCCUGUUCGGGUCAAGCAAGAAAAGGCCAUGUCUCGUGCUCCCAGUGCUCUUUAG
This is a messenger RNA of Aspergillus glaucus CBS 516.65, 1434 nucleotides long. Its product is annotated as SUMO ligase MMS21. The record is from RefSeq and is a predicted model, not a curated record. Gene Ontology annotation, molecular function: SUMO ligase activity; zinc ion binding. NCBI's taxonomy places the organism in Eukaryota, Fungi, Ascomycota, Eurotiomycetes, Eurotiales, Aspergillaceae. Gene Ontology annotation, cellular component: nucleus; Smc5-Smc6 complex. Bases 1 to 1434 code for a protein of 477 amino acids. The transcript has a single exon. Gene Ontology annotation, biological process: double-strand break repair via homologous recombination; protein sumoylation.